CUCUCGUAGUCAUUUCCUAGAUUCUUCUCCGCCUUCUCUAUUUUCCUCUGCGUUUACUGCAUUCUCUCUUUGAAUUGGCCUCUUCAACUAGCUCUUGCAAUCAAUGGCUGAAGUUGAAGCCUCCAAUACCCCUUCCCUGGCUGAGCAAUAUUUACUGAAGGAUAAUGGGGAAAAAUCAGAAAUUGCUGCAAAAUCUGUGGGAGAAACUGGGGAUAAAUCCUCAGUAAAUGCUGUUGCCAAGGAAGUUGUUGCGGAAACUGAGGAAACCCCAGUUUCUGUUGACAAUGAAGUUUCCUCUGCUGCUUCUCAGGAGAGUGCCAACGACUCUGAUGGUGCUGCUGGAGAAAGCAAUGAAACCAGUCCUGUUGAUGAAGCCACUGGUGAGGUCAAUCCAGCUGCCAGUGAAGAAAGCACUGACAGUGCUGAACCCGAGGAUGCAGGUGAGCAAGAAGCUGAAGAGACUCCAGAGAUCAAGCUUGAAACAGCACCAGCUGACUAUCGUUUCCCUACGACAAAUCAAACCAGGCACUGCUUCACUCGAUAUAUUGAAUACCACAGAUGUGUUGCUGCAAAGGGUGAAGAUGCUCCCGAAUGUAACAAGUUUGCUAAAUAUUACCGUUCCAUUUGUCCGAGUGAAUGGGUAUGUUGCAUCUAUUACAUUGCUAAGAAAACAGAUUUUCUAUUUUCCUUAUUUGAAUGCAUAAUCCAGGGGAAAGUGAAGUAAGGGGAAGGAUGUGUA
Molecule: messenger RNA, 739 nt
Organism: Olea europaea var. sylvestris
Lineage: Eukaryota; Viridiplantae; Streptophyta; Magnoliopsida; Lamiales; Oleaceae
Product: cytochrome c oxidase subunit 6b-1-like
Exons: 4
Coding region: 104-724 (206 amino acids)
Cellular component (GO): mitochondrion; respiratory chain complex IV
Source: RefSeq, a predicted model, not a curated record